CAGUCAUCACACAGCAACAACAAGAAGCAAACCGCGAUGUUGUGGAGGACAGCGAGAGCUCUUGCGCGGAGUGGCGUGCAGAGUGGUGGUGGUGGUGGUGGUGGUGGUGGCAGUGGUGGUGUCGUUGGACCAAAGCGGAGAAAGAUGUGGCUACCUUCAUUGAACGAGGAGGUGGGAGGGUGUCGACUGCAGUUGCGAGCUCAGAGUACUUCCACGACUGCGACGACAGCGACGACGGCGAGGACUGCGGCUGCUGCGUCAACGUCGGCGUUCUACCAGAAAUGGUUUCAGGACUUGAGGGAAGAAGGUGCACAGCUCAUUGCCGCGCUUCGGCACGGACACAACAGCAGUGAUGGCACUACAUUGAGUGUUGAUGGUGGUCUGGGUGCUGGUGAUGGCGGUGUUGCGGUGGAUGGGCAAAGGUCGCCGUUUCAGGCAAAGAUGGACGCCAUCAAGCGGUUCUACGUCACGCUCAUGGGCAUGAAGGAGGUGACGACGGCGAGAACAGAGGUUGAGGCGUAUCGUCAGCUUCUCCUGCACAAGGAUGCUGAGCUCAAACAAAGGCAGCAACAGUACCAGGCUGCAGAGCAGGAAGUUUUGAAGCAGGAACACCUCUGGAAACAAAUUGAAGAAGACAUUGAAAACCAAGACUGGUUGACGUUUGCGCAGCGCCAGCAGCAGAAGAUGCGGGCGAGGAAGGAAUGGGAACAGGACCACCAGCACGUUGUCAAUGAUGCCAUUGCCAAGGAGGACGACAUGAACACAUGCCAGCAGCAGAGGGAAGAUGCAUUGAGCAAAUACAUCGACGCGCUAUGGAGGUGCCAGCAUGCUGAGGAGCAGCAGUUUGAGGCCGACCGCAACAUCCGCUACUACACCUUCCUCCUCUCCCUCGUUGCCAUCAUCCCCAUCCUCGUCUUCGCGUAUUCGCGGCGGUGGAUGGUUGCGCGCUCCAUUCGCGAGACGCUGUCGCCGUUCCUGCAGGACCUGAACCAAACGCUCGAAUUGGAGCAACCAAGUGCCGGUAGGGGCGAUGUUCAUGACGAGGACACCACGGCCACAGCCGUCGCUUCGUAUCAGAACACCAUCAAGGCACUGGAGGCUGAGAUUGCUGCCCUCAAGUCGACGGGCGGUGGUGAAGGACAGCAGGUGAUGGCGACUGCGCUGCAGCAUGACGCAAGUGCCCUCUAUCGCGACGUGGACAAACUGGCCAGCAUGAUGGAGGAGGACCGGGCCACCAUUGACACAUACACGCGCGGCACGCGCAACGCCGUCAUCACCGCUGCCGUCGUCAGCAGCGCGGCCUUCCUCUACGCGCUCGGGUCGCGUGGGGGCUGAAGGAAAUGGGAGUGGUUGCUAACUUGGUGGCUGUUGCUGUUGAUGUUGUUUGAAGUUGUUGGUUUGGGUUGUUUGAAGUUGUUAUUGUUGUUGUGAUGGCGGCGGUGGUGGUCGCGGUAUGAUUGCCAUGCUGGGUGUUACGCACGAGGACUGUGGUGGUUCUCAUAGACUGCAGGCAUCUUGUGUUUGAAACCAUGUAAUAGACACAUCGCAUAUGAUA
This is a messenger RNA of Salpingoeca rosetta, 1555 nucleotides long. RefSeq lists its product as uncharacterized. The record is from RefSeq and is a predicted model, not a curated record. The transcript has 6 exons. The coding region runs from base 37 to 1335 and encodes 432 amino acids. NCBI's taxonomy places the organism in Eukaryota, Choanoflagellata, Craspedida, Salpingoecidae.